AUGUUGGUAUAUGUGGAUGAUCUGCUGGUGACUGGAACUAGCUUAGCACUCAUUCAACAAGUGAAGAAAGAUUUACAAGCCAGGUUUAAGAUGAAGGAUCUGGGAGAACUGAAGUUGUUCCUUAGUAUUGAGUUCUUGAGAUCUAAGGAAGGAAUUUUGAUGAAUCAAAGGAAGUAUGCACUUGAGCUAGUGUCUGAAAUGGGAUUAGCAGGAAGUAGAACAGCUGCUACUCCACUAGAGUUCCACCACAAGCUCUCCUAUGUAGAACUAGACAGGUUUUUGCACACUAAUGAGAACUCGGUUCAGGUACUUAGUCAAUACAUGCAUGCUCCUAAACAGUCUCACAUGGAUGCAACCAUAAGAGUAGUUAGAUACAUUAAGGGCACUGCAGGUCUUGGGUUGUUAGUGCCACCAGAUGGAAGCAUAGAAUUGUUAGCAUUUUGUGACUCGGAUUGGGGAGCACGUGUAGAAGUCAAGAAGUCAGUAGAAGGCUACAUGAUGAAGUUUGGGCAAGCUAUGGUGUCUUGGAAAUCAAAGAAACAAAGUACUAUUUCCAGAAGUUCUGCUGAAGCAGAAUUCAGGAGCAUGGCAUCAACUGUAGCUGAGAUCACUUGGUUAAUUGGUCUAUUUAAAGAGCUUGGAGUGAAGGUGAAUUUGCAUGUGCAACUGUUUUGCGAUAGCAAAGAUGCAAUUCAGAUUGCAGCUCACCCCAUUUUUCAUGAGAGGACAAAAUUUUUUGACAUUGAUUGUCAUUUUGUGAGAGAAAAAAAUUCAAGAUAG
Nicotiana tabacum (common tobacco) is the source of this 780-nucleotide messenger RNA. The record is from RefSeq and is a predicted model, not a curated record. NCBI's taxonomy places the organism in Eukaryota, Viridiplantae, Streptophyta, Magnoliopsida, Solanales, Solanaceae.